Microdochium trichocladiopsis is the source of this 1898-nucleotide messenger RNA. Its product is annotated as aminotransferase class I and II. Bases 188 to 1582 code for a protein of 464 amino acids. NCBI's taxonomy places the organism in Eukaryota, Fungi, Ascomycota, Sordariomycetes, Xylariales, Microdochiaceae. Gene Ontology annotation, molecular function: pyridoxal phosphate binding. The record is from RefSeq and is a predicted model, not a curated record. The transcript is spliced from 7 exons. Gene Ontology annotation, biological process: biosynthetic process.
GCUUUUAUUAACGCAUGUUGGUACUGUUCAUGGACCAGCUGCGCCCCUGUGCUGCAUCGUUCCGUGUUAUAUCUCUGUGCUGUGGUCUGCAGUCUAUCGCUCACGACGUGGACAAAGCCCGUUGCCGCCGCUCACCACGCGACGUAUAAACUCAACAUAGCCUUUGCAGACAGGGAAAACGGCCAAGAUGUUCAAUCAACGCAAGUUCUCCAUGAACCGGAACACGGGCGAGCCCCGUCCCGCCCGUCGGUUCAGCACCAGUGAACCCAGUGGUGGCGAAACCACAUCCAAGAUCCACAGGCAGUUCAGAGCUGCCCACGAGGGUCACUUGCCGCACGCCGGCCUCGAUGCGAGCAGAUCCAGCACCGGAGUCGUCUGGUGCACGGAGCGCGCCGCCGAGUACGGCUUUCUCGAGGAGCCGGAAAAGUGGGCCAAUCUCGGCCAGGGUGCCCCCGAAGUCGAGGACGAGAUCGAGGGUUGCUUCCCCCGUCCCAACACAAUCGACAUCUCUGUUGCCAACAGAGAGUAUGGUCCUACAGCGGGAAUCAAGCCCCUCCGCGAGGCUGUCGCCCAUAUGUACAAUGAAACCCAUCGCCAGGGCAAGGAAAGCCAGUAUACCUGGGAAAACGUCGCCAUUGUCCCCGGUGGCCGUGCCGGUCUGAUCAGAAUCGCCGCCGUCCUCAACAACGCCUAUGUUGGCUUUUUCAUACCUGAUUACUCAGCAUACAAUGAAAUGCUGUCUUUAUUCAAGAAUUUCGCCGCUAUCCCUACGCCCCUUUCCGAAGAGGAUGGCUACCACAUUCAUCCUGACGCGAUCGCUACGGAAAUUGCCAGGGGCACAUCGGUCAUUCUCACCUCCAACCCUCGCAACCCCACUGGUCGAGUUGUUGCCAACCCUGAACUGGCUGAGAUCCAGGAUCUCUGCCGUGGCCGUGCCACUCUCAUCAGUGACGAGUUCUACAGUGGCUACAACUACACCAGCAACUGUGAUGGUAGCACCAUCUCGGCUGCUGAGAACAUUGAGGACGUUGACGAAGAUGACGUUCUUAUCAUCGAUGGUCUGACGAAGCGAUUCCGUCUUCCUGGCUGGCGUAUUGCGUGGAUUCUGGGCCCCAAAGAGUUCAUCAAGGCGAUCGGCUCUUGCGGUUCCUACCUUGAUGGCGGUGCCAAUGCUCCUUUCCAGGAGGCUGCCAUUCCCAUGCUCGAGCCUAGCCUUGUCAAGACAGAAAUGAUUGCCCUUCAGAAGCACUUCCGUGACAAGAGAGACUACGUCAUCAAGCGACUCCGUGACAUGGGCUUCGUGAUCAAAUACGUGCCCGACAGCACUUUCUACCUGUGGCUGAACCUCGAGGGUCUCCCUGGCCCCAUCUCUGAUGGUCUGAACUUCUUCCAGGCUUGUCUGCAAGAGAAGGUCAUUGUCGUGCCGGGCAUCUUCUUCGACUUGAACCCUGCUCGCCGCCGCGACCUCUUCGACAGUCCCUGCCACCACUUCAUUCGCUUCUCCUACGGUCCCAAGAUGGAAACUCUCAAGAAGGGAUGUGAUGGCAUUGAGAGAGUUGUCAACAAGUUCAGAAAGGCCUGAUUUCUUCGCCUUGGUAUCCAUAGAUCAGAGCAAGUGACUCGGUGGAUGGUUUUAUUAACGGCCCGGGUUAGUUGUGGUAGACCUAGAAUAUUGGGGAAUCUCACUUGCAUAACUUUGAAGUCGUCGAAGGCACAACUGAAAACCCCUAUUGACAUAAGUCAGAAGUCAUGGCGCAAGGAUUAAGAAAGACACACGUAUUGGUCACAAUCUUGAGUUUCACUUGCUUUGAGUGAAUCAGAGACCCUUGGGAUGAACGGUACACACCGAGGAGAGUCUGUUAGUUGCUUUUGUCAUGCAGCCCAAAAACAAAUACACU